AUGGCCAGUCUGGAGGAGGUAAUAGAGGAAGACAAGGAAGGAUAUCUAAUGUUAGGAGGAGACUUUAACGCUAGAACCGGGGAAGAAGGUGGACCAAUAGGAUACGGAAAAAAGGAGGAAGAGAAAACAAGGAGAUCAAGAGACAAGGUGGUGAACAGAGAAGGGAGAAUAUUGGUAAACAAGCUGAAAGAAAAAGGAUGGAUGAUACUUAACGGAAGCAAUGGAAAGCAAGGGGAAUGGACAUACAUAGGAGAACAAGGAGCAUCGGUAAUAGAUUAUGUGGUAACGAAUGAAAAGGCUAUAGAGGAGGUGAGAAAGGUGGAGGAAGGAAGCAGAACAGAAUCGGACCAUGUUCCAAUGGAAGUGGAAAUAGAUGGAAUAAGAAGAAGAAGAAGAAAAGAAAGUGGCUGUGUGGAGGUGGAAAGGAGCGUAUGGUCGGUGGAAGGGAUAGAGCACUAUCAUGAAGAAUGUGAGGGGUGGACGUGCACGGAAACAAAUACAGAGGAGAUGUGGUCAGCAAUGGAAAAUAAAGUAAAAGAAUCAAUAAUGAGGGUCAAGAAAAAGGUAACGCCAUGGAGGUUAGGAAAAAAGGAAUGGCACAGCAAAGAAUGGAAAAAGAAAAAAAGAGAGUUUAGAAGGGAACUAAAAAAAUUGAAGAAAGACAAGAUAAAAAGGGAGGAGUAUGUAAGAAAGAGAAGGGAGUAUAGAAAAUGGUGUGAAGGGAAGAAAAAGAAACACGAGGAGGAAGAGGAAGAAAAAAUAAGAUCCAUAAGGACAGAAGAAGAAGCAUGGAGGUAUAUAAAUAAAUACAGAAAGAAGAGAGAAAGAGUAGACGAGGGGAUAGAGUUACACACCUGGAACGAACAUUUUAUGGAGCUACUAGGGGGAACAAAGGAGAGAGUGAUGAUGAAAGAGGGAGAGGAACGAGAAGAGGAGAAUAGGAAAGAAAAGAGUAAUGAAGAGAUAGAAGAAAUAACAAAGGAAGAACUAGUGAAACAACUAAGAAAACUGAAGAAAGGAAAGGCACCAGGAGAAAAUGGAAUAGAGAAUGAAGCGUGGAGGCUAAUGCCAGAGAGAAUAGGCGAAGUAUUUCUAAAAUUGAUAAGGAAGAUAUGGAGGGAAGGAGGAAUACCUGAAGAGUAG
Messenger RNA from Pseudomyrmex gracilis, 1143 nucleotides. Its product is annotated as vicilin-like seed storage protein At2g18540. The coding region runs from base 1 to 1143 and encodes 380 amino acids. The record is from RefSeq and is a predicted model, not a curated record. Lineage: Eukaryota; Metazoa; Arthropoda; Insecta; Hymenoptera; Formicidae. Gene Ontology annotation, molecular function: catalytic activity. The transcript has a single exon.